Molecule: messenger RNA, 1399 nt
Organism: Plasmopara halstedii
Lineage: Eukaryota; Oomycota; Peronosporomycetes; Peronosporales; Peronosporaceae
Source: RefSeq, a predicted model, not a curated record
GUACUUAAUGUCACGCGUGCUUAUAAGCUCGGCACGCGCAUUGGCAUCCAAGGGCUAUCAUCCUUUUGCACAGCACCGCUUCAUGCAAGUGUACCCCGUGCUAGCUAUAGUGAUCUGGGCCACUGUCAUGUGGCUCUAUGAAAACGAGCCGGAAAGUCUGCAUCCAUCGCUGCUCAAGAGCAUGCAAUUUAUUUACGACCACUCUUGCCGCUGGAAAGGUGACUUCAUGGAGUUUCUUCCGUCGCCGGCCACAACCGCCAUCUUGCUCUUAAAGUAUUUGCGGUUUUGAGCGCAAUGGCAGUUUCGUCUAUUGCUGCGAUACGGCAGUGACGAGUAAAUCGUCCCGAUGGUUCUGCUUUCUUUCGCCCUCAACUCUAUCACGUUAAUGAAUUGAACACCUAAUAACAUUCGUAAAAAUUAUAUAAUAGAGUUUUCAACUACGCCGACAUUCAAACAAGGAUUACGACAUGACAUUUGUAAUCGGUGUCCACACUAAGAAUGCUAGACUUUCUUGACGAGGAGAAAAUUAUAUUUGACGUCGCUCUAUUUUUUGGACCUGGAAAGGGCGGUGUUGACGUCUCAGAAUGGCUACGAGAUAUGUGAUAUGUGAAAGAUUCAGAGAUAAUGAAUGUAUGAAACUUUUGUAGGCGACUGGUUUUUUAGGAUUCGAAGCGACAUCACGAAACUAAAUAGUCGGUUGUGACAACAUACAUUAAUGUCCUUUUUGGAUCAGUGUCUCAAUCUACCACUUUUCAAGCGCGAAGGCACAUCCAGUGUCCACCAGUGUGGGAGAGUACACUCGCAUAGACAUUUUUGUCAUUAUUGUGACAAUUACCUAAUUUAGCACUCCUACAAAUCGCAUGUUCAAGGCACAUGCGACGCCCUACCUGCGUUCCCUCCAUCAUUUUCCAUAUCAAUCCAAAUUGUAUCGCUGUGAGUUGGCGACGGGGACAACCCACUUUAUGAGCGUGAGAGCGGAGUAUUCCUUUUUCCAUUAUUCUACUGGAUACCCGCGACACGCCGGCACGACAAUUGAAGUGGAGUGAGGCACCUCACUGAAAAAAGAAACCGAUUGGAGACGAAGCGACGAGGAACAGGGUGGCACUAAUCUAGUAGAUACAUGAACCCGGCCAGAGAUAAGGACAUGGGCCACGUUUUUAGCAAUUGCAGAAGCAACACCACUACAACCGCUCUGCAUCAUCCGCCGUCUCUACCACCCGUUCAGAUUUCUCCAGGAAGACAGCAUUCGUUGUCGGGCCGAACAGUAUCGUCGUCUCAAGAUAGUGAUGCUGACAACGAGAAAUUCGAGCGAAUAUUAGGCCGACGAAGGCGAAGGAAUAGUUUUGAGAGUAGUGCAAGCUCCAACUUGACGCACGAAACAACGGGGAUAAGCUCCCAU